GUACUUUCAUAGUUUCAUGGUUCAGCCUCUCAGUUCGAGCUCCGCCCCUGUAACUUUCCAGCAGGCGUCUUCAUCAGAGGCUCCGUGCUGCAAACAGACAAAUUUCAGGCCAAACCGAACCCACUUUUUAAUUCACGCUUGUCCACAUCUGCUCCGCUCUGAGGACAAACUUUCUGUUACUGUGUUUUAGAAGAGGAAACGACAGCAGUCGUGUGGAUCUACCAGCCUCACGCUGAGAUGAGAUCAGCCUUUGUCUUCUCUGAACUUCCUCGCUCACUUUACUCAUCAGGACCUCAGAAAGGAUAAAUGUGCAGCUCCUCGUUGUUAGCCACAUGACGUUGGACCCUGCACUGUUAUUUCGCCCUUUUCCAAAGGUAUUAAAACACUCAAAGACACAAUAAUCGGAAGUUCCAAUAAUUUUGUCACUUUGUUCAUAAUCUGGUCUUUGCAGAGAUCUGCUUCUUGGAAAGAAAAGCCACUGGACUUCUUUAAGUUUCAUCCGAGAAGCUUCUGUAGCUGUAAAACCAAACGGUGGAGAGUCCCUGGUAUUUAAACUCUACUGUUCUCCAUAAGAACGUCAGACAGUCGGUGUCAUAAGCUCCGCCCUCCGUCUAAAGAGGGUCGUUCACUCCGUCUUCCGUCCAAAAUGUGAAUAUUGGCAUCCUUGAAAGAGUGACCUUUGACUUUAGAUGCAGCACACACAUAUUAGUCAUGAUGAUGUCAUAAUAUAUCAGGCAUGAUGAAAGUUUUCUGGAUGUUAAUUGGUCAUUUUACACGAUGGGGGUUACAGGUUAUGAUGAUGAUGAUGAGACGGCCUUUAUUUAUCCGUUAACUGUGCCAAUCUGAACAUCACGAGUGUGUUUCCAAAACUGAUCAACAUUUAUUCUGUUUCUGUGAUCAGAUAAACACCUGGAGUGUUAAUCAGCCUUCACUGCACACUGAGAGCGAGCAUCAUGGGGUCCAACAGCUCAAAGCGUCUGAGGCAGAAAACAUUUGAAGGUCCCAAAAGACCAGAGCAGCGAAAGGAAUUUCCUUCUGCUGUGACACUGGUACAACCUCACCCAAGUGAGGAGAAGUUAUUCAAGGAGCUGCAACAAGUGGGGCUAAACUAUGACUGGCUCCUUCAGGGGCACCAAAGUCCCGAAGCUGAAAAAGUACUACAACCGCCGCCAAAUAUUCCACAAGUUAAAACGCAAGAGGAAAAAGGCACGCAAACGGACGAGGGAAGUCUCCUGAAAGAGUCGCCUGAGGAAAAAGGCACGCAAACGGACGAGGGAAGUCAUCUGAAAGAGCCGCCUGUCGCGACCUGGUCUACGGCAGAAAAGCAGAGCAGCGGCAGAGAAUUUGUGGAUGGCAUAAAGGCCGUAUGGACCCCAGGCGAGCUCUACGGUCUGUUAAGAGAUGCUCCUGACGCCAUCAAAACACCGAGCGACUUCCACAGGUGGCUGCGUUUCACCUGCAUGGUGUAUCAGCCGUCUCCUGCUGAGCUCAAAAAGUUGCUGAAGUUAGUUUAUAACUACAAGUGGGAAAAUGUGAAGGAACAUUUUGACUUGCCAGGAGUGGAUGGCGAGGCCAGGUGGCGACGUACUCGUGAUAUGACGGCCUGGCUCGACACACAGUGCGCCACCUCGAUUAAAAAUGCAGCCUGGAAUGACCCUGAAUUUGUGCCCCCUUGGUUGAUUCUUCAGAAACCCGGAGAGUCGGUAACAGAUUUCACUGAACGUUUCCACCGACUGUGGAAUUCCACUAUGAGUGAAGCAAAUGCUUUUCUGUUUAAUCUUCACCUUGUAGAUAAGUUGCAGCCUCACGUGGCGAAGCUUUUGAAGGAUCAUGUUGAGUGGGAAACUUUUACUUUUUCCAAGAUCAAAUUUAUUUUAGAAAACAUGGAGUUAAAGGGCACGUUUACCUCAAAACAUCAGCCAUCUGUGACUCAUCCGGGAGAGUGGAGAUCAGAUCUGCUGGCACUGCCAGAGCCACCUCGAAGCAGCCAGACUCGCAGGAAUAAGAAAAAAGAUCGCUGCUUUUACUGCAGCAAGUUUGGACACUGGGCCAGAGAGUGCAGAGCCCGACGUCAGUACUCACUCGAGUACAGUUCACAAUGGAUUGUUUUUGAGUGAGUAACUGAGCUUUGUGCUGUUGGAGACUUGUGGAGCAUUUUUAAUGACAUCAUGUGACCAAUAAUAUGGCUGCUGUGAGGUCACUGCACUAACAGAGCGUCCAAGGAGGCGGAGCUCCAGUUAGAAACUUUAGUAAACGGAUGCAAUUUGGCAAUCAAACAAGGAGUGCUGGAUGAUACCUCAGCACACUCCUGAUACAAACAAACGACGACUGUGAAAAGAAUAAUGAUGAAGCUUGAAGCUUGUUACGGUUUCAGAUAUCGAGGAGGGAUACAAAACAACACUGGUCACCAAACACGGCACACACGCUCCCUUCUCCGCCAACAACAUGUCAAGGGCCAUCCUAUUUUGCACUGCCAUCAACGAGGUCGGACCCAAUUGUUCCGCGAGCCCCUCCAUGGCGUCCCUGGUCAGGUUAGAGAGCCUCAGCACAUUAUAAUGGACAUAGUUUAUGCGGUCAACAUUUUUAUUCGGUGUUAUCCAUGUGAACAUACUUUCAAAUCCUGAAGCUAUUUGGUCUGCUAAUUUAUAUUCAUUGGGAACUCCUAUGGAAUCAAUCCAGGUGGGUGAAUUCAUCCUAGGGUCGUAGGCAUGUGCUCCCUCGGUCCCUCUCUUUGCCAAAAUGUGUCUCUUGCGCCUGGCUGCCAAUGUGCGUGUGUUUCUUUCUGGUAUAACCUUUGCUCUGCCCCCAAUUAGCACAAGUGGAGCUCCUAAUCUCACCAUUGCGCACAUUCCUACACUUCCUAUAGGAACACGAACCAAAAGAGUGUUAUGCCCACAGUAAUAAUACAGCCCACUUCGUGCCCAUGGUCCCAUCAAUGUGUUUGUGUCACUGACAUUAUUGCUCCUCCGCUGUCACACAAUCAGCAUCGAUCUCCUCCUAACAAUACACAAGCAGUUGUUUUAUAGCAUCGGGGUAUUAUUACGCACCCUGUUGCGUCAAGCAGAUACAUCACAUGCAUAAGUUUCAAAAACACAAAUGUUCUGUUAACGACUUCUGACACAUUUGAAAAGAACAUUUUCUCCGUCUCCAAAAUGCAGUUACAAGCUUGCAAACUCUUACCUAGAAAUGAGUCUACCUACUAUGUGUGUGUGUCUGGACCUCAAAUGCACUCUGUCUCACCUCGCCAACUAAACUCAUGACCUCUUACCAGACAGAAGCCACUCUCAUAUGUGUAACAACCUAACUGAAACUAUAUACGGAAUAUAUUGAAUAAAUGCUUUAAUCAAAUGCCACUACUCAAAGCUUAAUAAAAAGGAUAUAAACGAAUAAAAGAUAAUAAUGAAUAACAUUGCAUGUAUGUUUUGUAAGCGUGUCCUUCCGUAGCUCUAAGUCACUUACACAAUAGAUGGUCUGGACCUAGCGCCGGACGAAGCUUCUGACCUUCAAUUAACUGACUGAGCUUCAACUCUUUAAGAAGCACAAACUGCAGGAUGUGUAUAAAAAUAGUUAUAACUGCACCUGGAAUAAAGGUUAAUAUGGCGCCUGUAUGUUUAAACAUCUUAAUGCCGUCUUAAAGCCAUCUGUUAUAUUGUUAAUGCUGUAGAUUAUAUUGUAACAGUAAAAUAAUUUGUUCAAUUCCACAAGCUGAAAACAAAGGGUGACAUCACAGUGGCUACAUCCAGGUUCAGCAGAAGGUAAAGAAGGAUUAUUUUUAAUAGUGACUCAUGCAAAGCUGCUCUAGACUGAAACAAUAAAAAUAUGAAAUGAUCUAAAUGGGUCGAUCUCAAGUUCACUUAAGGAAGCACAGGAUCAUUUCAGGCAGUGUUUUUAGUUUUACUUCAGUCAAGUAAAAUAUAUUUGAAGACCUAGUUUCAGUUUACUGUGAUUGUGAGAGCUCACUGCUGUAUUUCACGUCCGACUGCGACCUGCAGUGAAACGCUGCAGAACAGAUUUUGGAGAGAGUUUCUCAUUUAGAAAACAAAAAGUCAAGGACAGAACGCUGGAUAGAAGACAGCUGCAGAUCACAAUGUUCUACAGAUAAGAAAAGCAGUGACGGCUCGGUGAGUCUGGAUCCUGCUCAGCUGCAGCUCCUGAACGUGCUCGUCGUCAGAUUUCUAAAUCUUUCAUUGUUGUAGUUUUGGUUUAAACUGGAAAAUGAAUUUCUGCUUUGCCCCAUAAUCAGAAAUCUUUUACACUUUUUGAUGUUUUAAAUUCUUUUGAUAGCUGACUCUGACUUUUGAUGUUUUCUUUUUUGUCGUAUCCUAUUAUUUCAUAUUUUUGGUCUCAUUAUUUCUCCUUCUUAACGUUGAUUAUUAUAUUGAAUGACUGGUGCCCUUGUCUGAGUUAGACUGUGUUAUCGUCUGAUUAUUAUGAGGCUUUUGCUUAUGGAUGGUGUAUUGUACUUUUAAUCUGCACUGAAGAUUUAAUUACAUGUAUGCUCACAUUUUUCAUUUGCAAUAAAAUGACUGAAAAGGC
Messenger RNA from Haplochromis burtoni (Burton's mouthbrooder), 4536 nucleotides. RefSeq lists its product as uncharacterized. The record is from RefSeq and is a predicted model, not a curated record. Gene Ontology annotation, molecular function: nucleic acid binding; zinc ion binding. The transcript is spliced from 3 exons. Lineage: Eukaryota; Metazoa; Chordata; Actinopteri; Cichliformes; Cichlidae. The coding region runs from base 954 to 2117 and encodes 387 amino acids.